Molecule: messenger RNA, 961 nt
Organism: Zerene cesonia (dogface butterfly)
Lineage: Eukaryota; Metazoa; Arthropoda; Insecta; Lepidoptera; Pieridae
Gene: purple
Product: 6-pyruvoyl tetrahydrobiopterin synthase
Exons: 4
Coding region: 203-706 (167 amino acids)
Biological process (GO): tetrahydrobiopterin biosynthetic process
Cellular component (GO): mitochondrion
Molecular function (GO): 6-pyruvoyltetrahydropterin synthase activity
Source: RefSeq, a predicted model, not a curated record
CUGAUCAUUUUCUCAUUCCUCAAUCCUCAGUCGUCACUCGUCACUAAGUCGUUUCGCGUUCUUUGAUAAUCGGUGUCGUGCGUCGUUUCUUCACUUUGUUUAUCUAGAGCGCGAACAUUUUAGCUUAAUAAACUUAAAAAUAAAAAUAAAAAAUUGAGUUUAUUGCUGUUUCUUGAAGUAAUUCUAUUAAUAAACAUUAAUUAUGUCUGCUUUACCUAUCGUAUCAAUAACCAGAAGAGAAACUUUCAGUUCCUGCCACCGAUUGCAUAGCCCUUUUUUAAGCGAUGAAGAAAAUAAGAAACUGUAUGGAAAAUGUAAUAAUCCAAAUGGACAUGGUCACAACUAUGUUGUGCUUGUUACGGUAAAAGGGCCAGUGGAUCAGCAAACAGGAAUGGUGAUGAAUGUGCAUGAUCUAAAACAGUACAUGCAACAGGCUAUCAUGGAUCCAUUAGAUCACAAAAAUCUAGACCAAGAUGUACCAUAUUUCAAAGCUGUGGUCAGUACCACUGAGAACCUGGCUAUUUUCAUAUGGGAUUCACUUCAGAAGGUGAUGCCGAAACCUCAGCUUUUGCAUGAAGUAAAAAUAUUAGAAACUGAAAAGAACCAUGUUGUCUACCGCGGUGGUACUACUUUCCCUCGCAAAAAAUUCGACUCAUCCAGCUUACACCCUGGAAACCAUAACCAUGUUUCUUCAGACUCCGAUUAGAAUAUCAAUUGACUGCAUACUUACAAGGAAUUUUGAAUCUAAUAUUUUUAUAUAUACAGGGGCCAUUCCAUUUCAUACUAGCUUUAUAAGUGUUGCCAGAUAAAAUUUAUGAUAUAUUUUUACAAUUAAGGUAAAAACUAAGGAUAAUUCGCGAUGAUGUAAGGAUUUGUUACGCGCACAGUAAUAUUUAGAAGUUUAUUCUUGCCAAAAUUAUUUAUCUGGUUGCAAGUUGCACUUGUUAUGCACAUCAACACA